CCGAAAAGGACUGAAUCCCACCAUUUCAGACCGGAAUCCUAUCGCGAAGACGCCUCAGCCGCUGCAAAUAUAACCGAUCCAGACGCUAAACUUCAAUUCUACCAGGAUAUAGCCAGCGGAGCCGAAUCCGGAUGGGAUUUCUCUAUUCGUUGGUUCGCCGAUAAAGUCUCGCUCAACUCCAUUGAAACCACUAACGUGGUCCCAGUUGAUCUCAACGCUUUCAUCUGUUACAAUUUACACAUUCUAGGAGCUUUACACGCUGAAGUCGGAAAUGAGCAUAAGAGCUCGUCUUGGACUGCACAAUAUAUCAAAUUCCGUGGAGAUUUCGAAAAGAUCUUUUAUGUGAAAGAAGCCAAAGGCUGGUAUGACUACAACCUCCGCACAAAACAACACAACACCGAUUUCUAUGCAUCGAUUGCUGUUCCUCUAUUCACACAAUGUUACGAACCACUCAGCUUGUCAAAAAGCGAUGAUUUAUAUGACAAAAUGGAAGAAAUGGGUGUGUUCAGCUACGUAGGAGGAAUUCCCACAAGGAUGCAACAAAAAUCAUUCCUCCUUGCUGAAAAAUGGAUUCUUUCCAAUCUUCACGUGUUUGAGAGCGAUCAAGUUAUGUGGGAGAAGUACGACGUGGUCUCUGCAAGUCCACGACUUGGAGGAGGUGGCGAGUACCUCGUA
This is a messenger RNA of Ostertagia ostertagi, 675 nucleotides long. NCBI's taxonomy places the organism in Eukaryota, Metazoa, Nematoda, Chromadorea, Rhabditida, Trichostrongylidae. The record is from the annotation of a GenBank genome assembly.